AUGGGCACACCCUUCAUCUCGAUGCUAGAGCCUAGCAAGCUCGAGGGCCUGGAGCUGGGAAAACCACACAGCGAGCAGCCAGCAGCCAUACCCAAGAUCUUCAUAGACGCCAUGGAAGUGCGAGAGAUGGUCUUCGUGCAAGAGCAAAACGUGCCUCUGGAGAAUGAGCAGGACAGUGACGACGCUCGAUCCUGCCACUGGGUAGUGUACGCCAGCGUCAACAAGACGGAGGAAACAGAGGUGCGCGACGAAGACGGAAAUGUCAUCCAGCCACGCAAAAGCUCGACCCGAACAACACCCAUCGGAACCAUUCGCCUCGUCCCCUUCCCCCACGCACACCACCCCAAGAUUGGAGGUGAAUACCGCAACGGCCAGCUGCUGCAGAACGAGACGGAGAGGCAACGCUGCCCGUCUGAUACCAGCGGCCCCCUGUCCGCGAAUUCCACACCAGACCGCGCGACAUCCUUCCACGACGGGAGGGAGCCGUACGUGAAGCUGAGCCGGCUGGCUGUUGUCAAGGAGUACCGGGGAAAUGGCCUCUCCGGGCUCCUCAUUCAAACGGCCCUGUCGUGGCUAGCAGCCAACCCGACCUUCUUCGACCCGAGCAUCACCGAGUUGGGCCUCGAGCAGAUGGGUGCAUCGACCGAGACAGAGAUACCCAAGUGGGGUGGUCUUGUAUGUGUCCAUGCCCAGGAGCACGUUGUGGGAGCCUGGGCAAAGUUGGGUUUCCAGGUCGACAAGGGCAUGGGCGAGUGGUGGGAAGAAGGGAUCCCUCACGUUGGCAUGUUUAAAAGGUUGCACAUUGGUCCCAGACAGGUCCAUGUUUAG
Messenger RNA from Metarhizium album ARSEF 1941, 828 nucleotides. RefSeq names its product Acyl-CoA N-acyltransferase. The transcript has a single exon. Lineage: Eukaryota; Fungi; Ascomycota; Sordariomycetes; Hypocreales; Clavicipitaceae. Gene Ontology annotation, molecular function: acyltransferase activity, transferring groups other than amino-acyl groups. Bases 1 to 828 code for a protein of 275 amino acids. The record is from RefSeq and is a predicted model, not a curated record.